AUGGCUAAAUCAGAAAUUAAUUUGUUACAAGAGCUGUCGAUUAAACGAGGAUUUAUGCCUAUUUAUAAUUUUUCUGAAAAAAAUAUUAAUUACAAGAAGCAAUUUAUAUGUAAUGUGGCUUGUGCGGAAUUGACAACACAUGGUACAGGGAGUACAAAAAAAGAAGCCAAGCAUAAUGCUGCAAGAAACAUGCUGUCACUGUUGACAAAUCAUAAAAUUUCGUUAUCAGUAGUUACUCCACAAAUAGUUACUUCACCAAUAGUUACAAACAUACUACAAAACCCUGAACAAAUUUGCAACACAUCUUCAAGUGUUCCAUUUUCAAAAGACAACUCAAAUAAACAGUUCACUGUUGAACAUAAUUACAUUGGAAUGUUGCAAGAGUUCUGCCAACAACGAAAAAUACUAACGAAAGACAUUCAGUAUGAUCUUAUCUAUGACGAAGGAUUACCUCACAUGAAAACAUUUACUGUAAGAGUCAGCUUGGGAUCACUAUGUGAAAGAGGUACGGGACAGUGUAAGAAGUCUGCUAAACAAGAAGCUGCAAAAAAAAUGCUACUACAUCUGAAUCCAAACAUAAUAGCUAAUAAAAAUGCAGACACACACAUUAAUGUAUAUGAUAGGGAGACACUUGAGAAUAAUAUACGAGAAUUAGGUACAAAAAUAUCAGAAUGCGUUAACAUUAACAAAAAUACUUUAUCAGUGGAAAAGUUAUCGGAAAAUGCAAAGUCGAUCUAUCUGAAAUGUACUAAAAGAACUAAUGUAAUCGGUCAAGAAAUCAAUCCCUUAACACUCAAGGACUUCCAUAUGUUAUUUGAGAAGAAUUACUCCAAUAAAAUUACGUACUGUAUGAAACAAAAAAUGCAGAUUGUAUUGGAUAAAUAUCCCAGAGAAGAUCCACAUCUGAUGCACGAGAUUAGACAAGAUAUAAAACAAGUAUUAAAAGUUAAGAUACAACAAGUCACUGCAUAUAACAAAUCACAGAAUUAUUUGAUAUGUUUGCGCUUGUUGUCCAAUCCUUGUAUUACACAAUUCGGUAUAGAUGAGAAUAGAAUGGUAGCAGAGUAUCGUGCCAUGUGUAAUCUCAUGAGAGCUAUUUUAAUUUUUAUUAAUUAA
This is a messenger RNA of Atta colombica, 1116 nucleotides long. RefSeq names its product interferon-inducible double-stranded RNA-dependent protein kinase activator A-like. The record is from RefSeq and is a predicted model, not a curated record. The transcript has 2 exons. NCBI's taxonomy places the organism in Eukaryota, Metazoa, Arthropoda, Insecta, Hymenoptera, Formicidae. The coding region runs from base 1 to 1116 and encodes 371 amino acids.